Lepisosteus oculatus (spotted gar) is the source of this 1745-nucleotide messenger RNA. RefSeq names its product RAD23 homolog B, nucleotide excision repair protein (gene rad23b). Gene Ontology annotation, molecular function: polyubiquitin modification-dependent protein binding; ubiquitin binding; proteasome binding. Gene Ontology annotation, biological process: proteasome-mediated ubiquitin-dependent protein catabolic process; nucleotide-excision repair. Lineage: Eukaryota; Metazoa; Chordata; Actinopteri; Semionotiformes; Lepisosteidae. The record is from RefSeq and is a predicted model, not a curated record. Gene Ontology annotation, cellular component: cytosol; nucleoplasm.
CUCAUUACGUUGGUUGGCAGAUUUGUUUAUGCGCUGAAAAAAGGUUGAGAGUAAUAGUGGUGAUUAGGCCGUGAUGAGCUAGCGAAAAUACCCUGCAAACUGAAUUCAACUUUUCGACGAAACUCCAAGGGAAAUAUAUUACACAUACGGUGUAACGAUAACUGUCAAAAUGCAGAUUACACUUAAAACGCUUCAGCAACAGACGUUCAAAAUCGAUAUCGACGGAGAAGAGACGGUAAAAGCCCUAAAGGAAAAAAUUGAAAAUGAGAAGGGAAAAGAUGGUUUUCCAGUAGCUGGACAAAAAUUGAUAUAUGCAGGUAAAAUCCUGAAUGAUGAUACAGCCCUCAAGGAAUACAAGAUUGAUGAAAAGAACUUUGUGGUGGUCAUGGUGACAAAGCCUAAGGCAGCUCCAUCUGCUGCCCAGCCUUCCUCUACUACCAACACAAUAAGUACUAUAUCUCCCAGUGCUACAGCUACAAUAUCAGCCCCUCCACCUCCUGCAUCAGCAGCUGCUGCACCAACCAGUGCAGAAAAGGGGGGCAAACCCUUUGAACAACUGGAGGAUAAACCACUAGCAGCCACAGACAACCCUACAACAUCUACCAUCAGCUCUACAAAUCCAGCUGGAAAUGUUAACAUUUUUGAGGAGGCCACUUCUGCUCUUGUGACAGGACAGUCCUAUGAAAACAUGGUAACCGAGAUCAUGUCAAUGGGGUAUGAAAGAGAGCAGGUUGUUGCUGCACUAAGAGCCAGCUUUAAUAACCCUGACAGAGCUGUUGAAUACCUUCUUACGGGUAUUCCAGCAGAGAGAGAGAGCCAUACGGUGGCUGACCCAGUCAUGCCUCAGGUUGGUACUCCUUCUUCCAUCACAGGUUCCUUGUCCUCUCCUUCCACCACAGGGUCUGUGCAGCCAACUCCAACCACAGAGGCCAAUCCAUUGGAGUUUUUGCAGAACCAACCUCAGUUUCAGCAGAUGAGACAAAUUAUUCAACAGAACCCAUCUUUGCUUCCAGCCUUACUGCAGCAGAUAGGAAGAGAAAACCCUCAACUACUACAGCAAAUCAGCAGCCACCAAGAGCAGUUUAUCCAAAUGCUGAAUGAGCCUGCGCAGGAGGUUGCAGGUCAGGGGGUGGUGGCUGAAGCUGGAGGAGGACCCAUGAAUUACAUUCAAGUAACGCCUCAGGAAAAAGAAGCCAUUGAAAGGCUCAAAGCGUUAGGAUUCCCUGAAGGACUUGUAAUUCAAGCCUACUUUGCCUGUGAGAAGAAUGAGAACUUGGCUGCAAAUUUCCUUCUACAACAGAACUUUGAUGAUGAUUAAAGGGGGGAUAGAAACUGCAUUUUUUUCAGUUUAAUAUUAUAUUGUACACAGGCUACUUUCCUAGAUUUUGCAAUAUAUUUUCAUGGUAACACUGGAUGAACAAUUUAUAUUCAGGAAAAUGAUCUUUCUGACUUCAUAACAGGCAGUGCAAGUCAACUUGCUUUGUUUGAAAUAACUGGUGUGCGCAACCUUUUUAUUUUUUAAAAAACUAGGACAAAAAUUAUUGUUUUCUUCAUAAAUGGGAAGCAAAUCCAAUUUUCAAUGCUGAUCAUUGUAUAUGUUUUACAAAUUACCAUUUGGGGUGGGAGGGUUCUAUGGUCAUUCUUAUGUCAUUUUCCUGUUUACAAUUUUUCUUUCUUUUGUUUGGUUAAUUGGGAUUCCCAAUACUGCUUAAUUCAGUUUGAAAGAGUAAAAUUUUUAAACAUUG